This is a messenger RNA of Eublepharis macularius, 1270 nucleotides long. It is a transcript of the gene DNASE1, whose product is annotated as deoxyribonuclease 1. Gene Ontology annotation, molecular function: DNA nuclease activity. The record is from RefSeq and is a predicted model, not a curated record. Gene Ontology annotation, biological process: DNA catabolic process. The transcript has 10 exons. Lineage: Eukaryota; Metazoa; Chordata; Lepidosauria; Squamata; Eublepharidae. Gene Ontology annotation, cellular component: nucleus. The coding region runs from base 135 to 989 and encodes 284 amino acids.
UGCGCAGAUGGACUUUCUUCACAGGAGCAGGAGCAAGAAAGAAAGGUGACCUUUAAAGAGGUAGGCCUGCAAGAAAAUCCCUGCCAAAGAAGUCAUCUGCUGCUGCGUCUUCCCCUGCGCGCAGGACCACGGCCAUGAAGCCCGCACUACUGCUGGCUUUUCUCUGUGCGGCUCAGCUGCUGCCAGACUCUGCCCUCUCCUUGCGCCUGAGCGCUUUCAACAUCAAGACCUUUGGAGACAGCAAAAUGUCUAAUGAGACCAUCAAUGACAUCAUUGUCCAAAUUUUGUCCACGUAUGACCUCACCCUGGUCCAGGAGGUUCGAGACGCUGAUCUGAGCGCAGUCAAGAAGUUGAUGAGCCUACUCAACCGAGCAUCAGCAGAGCGGUACGGCUAUGUGGUCAGCCCGCCCUUGGGGCGCAGCACCUACAAGGAGCAGUAUCUCUUCAUUUACAGGGAGGACCAGGUCUCAGUUAUAAGCAGUUAUGCAUAUGAUGACGGGUGUGAACCAUGUGGCAAUGACUCCUUCAGCAGGGAGCCUUUCAUUGUGAAGUUUGCUGUCCCUUAUACUGAAGUGAAGGAGCUGGUUCUGGUGCCCUUGCAUGCUGCUCCCUCGGAAGCCGUGGCAGAGAUCAAUGCCCUUUACGAUGUCUACCUGGAUGUGAUAAGCAAGUGGGGCACCCAUGAUAUGCUCUUCCUGGGAGACUUCAAUGCUGACUGUUCCUUUGUCCGCUCUGAAGACUGGCCCAAUAUCCGCUUGCGCACCAGUGCUGAAUUCCAGUGGCUCAUUCCAGACACCGCAGACACCACUGUGACAAACACAGAUUGUGCUUAUGACAGGAUUGUGGUGGCAGGCCCAAAGCUGAGGGGCAGCACUGUGCCUGGAACAGCCCGAGUGAACAACUUUCAGAAGACCUUCGGCCUGACCUACAAGGAUGCCUUGGCUGUCAGUGACCAUUUUCCUGUGGAAGUGAUACUGAAGACCCUCUAGAUGCCUUCCUUUACCCACACAGCCAGUAACCUAGAGACUGCAGACAUGCCCCACAGGGGUGCUGGAUACAGCCCCAUCUCCCUUCAGUGUGUUCAAAGGCCAGGUUCUAAGCUGGGUGAAACGUAGGCCUCGUGUGAAGUGAACCAAUUUCUGAAGCAGUCGGCAUCGUCUCUUGCAGGCUCUUUGCAACAUAUGAUUAAUUCUAUUCAAUUAUUUUUCCUGUUCUUGUCUGUCUCAUGUUGCGGAUAGGUUUCAAAUAAAUACCUGAGGGCUGGUCUCAA